Molecule: messenger RNA, 2475 nt
Organism: Arvicanthis niloticus (Nile rat)
Lineage: Eukaryota; Metazoa; Chordata; Mammalia; Rodentia; Muridae
Gene: Ankrd23
Product: ankyrin repeat domain 23
Biological process (GO): positive regulation of transcription by RNA polymerase II
Cellular component (GO): nucleus
Molecular function (GO): transcription cis-regulatory region binding; protein binding
Source: RefSeq, a predicted model, not a curated record
UUAGAAGAAAACACAGAAUGUGUAACAAAAGCUGUUUUCUGGCUGAAUGAGCUUGGUGCAGGGUUCUUUUAAACCCUCAGCACCCCUGUCUGCCAGACGAAAAGGGUUGUCUGAGGAAGUCUGCACUCACUACAUUAUAAGCAGCAGGGGAGAGUACCCACUGCUCGGCCUGGCCUGGUAGUGCAGGCCUGAAAUACCAGCUGCUCAUGAGGAGUUCAAGGCUAGCCUGGGCAACAGGUAAGUGGAGAAAGAGUUGGUAGGAAAGGGUUGGAGUUUGGACGUGGAGUUCCUGAUCCUGGAGGCUGGCCCAGUGGCUGGAUGCUGGGACCCCAAGAGGCCGUGGCCCGGGAGAAACUAAAGUUGGAGGAAGAGAAGAAAAAGAAACUGGAAAGAUUUAACAGCUCCAGACUGACUCUGGACAAUCUGACAGACUUGGAAAACUUGGUUCAAAGACGAAGAAAGAAACGACAGAGACACAAAGUCCCCCCCAGGGAACCUGAGUCUGGGGUUGAGCCUCAGCCACAGGUCCCACUGGAGCCUGUGGGCCUGGAAAUGUUCCUGAAGGCAGCUGCUGAGAACCAGGAGGCCCUGAUUGACAAGUACCUGGCAGACGGAGGGGACCCCAAUGCCCACGACAAGCUCCACCGCACAGCCUUGCACUGGGCCUGUCUGAAGGGCCACAGACAGCUGGUGAACAAGCUGCUGGCGGCAGGGGCUGCUAUAGAAGGGCGGGAUUUGCUGGACAGGACGCCUGUGUUCUGGGCCUGCCGCGGAGGACACCUGGACAUUCUCAAGCAGCUGCUUAACCAGGGAGCUCAGGUCAAUGCACAAGACAAGAUCUGGAGCACCCCUCUCCAUGUGGCAGUGCGCAUGGGACACUCGGACUGCCUGGAGCACCUCAUUGAGUGUGGCGCCCACAUCAAUGCACAGGAUAAGGAAGGGGACACAGCACUCCACGAGGCUGUGCGCUACGGACACCACAAGGCUACGAAGCUCCUGCUGCUCUAUGGAGCCAAGCUGGGCAUGAAGAAUGUGGCCUCCCUGACACCAGUGCAGCUGGCUCGAGACUGGCAGCGGGGCAUCCGGGAAGCCCUCCAGGCCCACAUGGGGCAUCCCCGCACCCGGUGCUGAUGACUGGCACCUGUGGGUCACUCACAGCCACCAUUCCACACCCACCCACCACCCCAGUCCCAAUUUCUCUCUGGCUUUGCUUCCUUGGGCCUGAGGCAACAGGUAGAGCAGGCCUCCUGGGUUUCGGUGAGACACACUGUUCCCUGCCAGGGCUGAAGCAGAGGACCACGGGGCAAGAAACAAAGGGGUCCAGAUGAGGCCAAGGCCAGGGCACAAGUGAGCAGAUGGGUGCUACCCUCAGCUAGGUCUAGGCCUUGGUCUACCAACCCUUAGACUAGGAGACUGGUCUUGGCCUGUUCUCCUGUAAGUAGACAUUCAGAUGUGGCCAGCAGUUGCAUCCACGACAUGGGAGAAUAGGCCACCUGAGUGCCAGGCACUGGUGCAGGUCACUUCUGUCCUUUAGGCAGCGUUUCUCCUGGGACUUCAUUCCUAUCAGUAGCAACCCUGGUAGUGUCUGGAGUAGUUCCAGCUAUCUCUAGUCUUCAGUGCUCUGAAGCGGGGUGGUUCUGGCAGGCUGAGGGGUUUGUCAGCAGGACUGAGGCCCCACAGAAGCCAGUACCUACCAGGUUGCCCCAGAAGUUGGAGAGUGAUGAGCUGGAACUAGUGUUACUCUGGGGAAACUACCUAAAGGCUUCGGGCAGCCUGCUUGCCUUAUGUGAGGGUAGAGCGCUGGGUGCUGGGGAUUGCUUGUGGCCCACUCAACUUUUGGGGCGGUGGCCCGCAAUCCUAACUUACCCUGAGGCUCUAAUGCCCCUUGGUGCUGGAGAAAGCACCCAUACUAGGCUCUGUAGGUCCUGCACACGGAGAGUCCUGCACCUUGCUUUGGGACAAGGCCAACAGCAUCCAUACCUCUCCGGUCCCUGUGCCAACUGGUGGUAUAAAGAGGACACUGGCUCCCACACGGCUGCCUCCUCUUCUAGCUGUUUCCAGCUUCACCUGUGUAAACCUGUACUGCGAGCAGGGUUGGCUACUUAAAUGCAAGGAAGUUGCCGAAGCCACAGCUGAGUGAGGGGGCUAAAAGGUGAAGGCUUUGCCUCCCGAAGAGGCCCCCAGCUGACGCCCAUUUUGCAGUAGUUACUUUUUGAUUAAUUUUGGCAGCCUCUCUGGCCAUUGUUACUAUGUGAAGACUGGUGUUCCCUCCUAGGGACACAUAGUAUCUUUCCACGGGGCAGACCCUGUCCCAUCAUGCCAGCCUGAGUGCAUCUUGACACUGGUGCCGUGGCCAACACAGACAUUCAAGACUACUCACUAUGACGACUCCUCAGAAAUGAGGACACUUAAUUGACACAGAGCACCUUUUUAUACAGAUCAAUGGUUUCUCAUUAAACUGAUUAUUCAGUUUCA